CGCAGGUGUGUUGUUCCUGUGCGGUUGGAGGGAGACGCAUCCGGAUCAACUUGUGUAAGAGCUCACCUGGAAAACUUGAUCUCAGAGAAGAUGUUUGAAUGAGAAAAUUAAGACUAUAAACUUUUUUGUGUGGCGGUUCUUUAAUUUGUUUCCACCUCUUCAUAUUUUUUUUUGUUUUGUUUUCGUUUGCGAAGUUUGAUCAAGUGAUUGACUGGCACAUUACGACCUGGAUACGACUUCCGUACGGAUUACGCUGCAAGGACUUUUUUUUUUUUUUUUUGUGCAAUGGCUUUAAGUAUUACCAAACGAGCGGGGGUUUUACUAAUUAUCUGCACCACCUUCAGUCUUCUGUAUGGCUCCAGGGGAGAAGUUCCUCCUAAACCGACGAGUGGCGUCACGAUUCUUCCCCCGGUCAAGCCUGAUAAUGGACCGCAGGCCUAUCCAGAGGAUGAAAAAGCAAAUUUACCCGUGUUUACAAUGGAUUAUCCAAGAAUACAGAUACCCUUUGAGAUCACCCUUUGGAUCCUGCUGGCAUCAUUUGCACAAAUUGGUUUCCAUGUGUACCAUAAAAUCACCAUCUGGGUGCCUGAGUCGUGCCUUCUCAUCAGCAUUGGCUUGAUCGUGGGUGCCAUCAUGCACUCUGUCAAGGAGGAGCCCCCCGCUGUGCUCUCCAGCAAUGUCUUCUUCCUCUACAUGCUGCCCCCAAUUGUCCUGGACUCGGGCUACUUCAUGCCCACCAGGCCUUUCUUUGAGAACAUCGGCACGGUGUUGUGGUUUGCGGUGGUGGGGACUCUGUGGAACAGCAUCGGCAUCGGCAUGUCUCUGUUUGCCAUAUGCCAGAUUGAGGCGUUCGGCGUGCAGGACAUCAACCUCCAGGAGAACCUGCUGUUCGCCACCAUCAUCUCGGCCGUGGACCCCGUGGCCGUGCUGAACGUGUUUGAGGACGUGUCCGUGAACGAGCAGCUCUACAUCGUGGUGUUUGGAGAAUGUCUCUUUAAUGAUGCCGUCACUGUGGUGUUGUACAAUAUGUUCAACUUUGUGGCGGAGAUGCCGGUGGUGGAGCCUGUGGACGUGUUCCUGGGAGUGGCGAGGUUCUUUGUGGUCGGGCUCGGCGGGAUGGGCUUCGGCCUCCUGUUCGGCUUUGUGGCCGCCUUCACCACGAGGUUCACCUCCAGGGUCAGAGAGAUCGAGCCGCUCUUCAUAUUCAUGUACAGCUACCUGGCUUACCUGGUGGCCGAGCUCUUUGCCAUCUCAUCCAUCAUGGCCAUUGUGACCUGUGCCCUCACCAUGAAGUACUACGUGGAGGAAAACGUCUCCCAGCGCUCCUGCACGACCAUCCGACAUGUGGUCAAGAUGCUCGGCUCCAUCUCCGAGACCCUCAUCUUCUUCUUCCUCGGGGUCGUCACCAUAACGACAGAGCACGAGUGGAACUGGGCCUACAUCCUCUUCACACUCUUAUUUGCUUUUAUAUGGAGAGGUCUGGGUGUCCUUGUCCUGACUCAGAUCAUUAAUCCUUUCCGCACCAUCCCGUUCAACUUGAAAGAUCAGUUUGGUCUGGCCUACGGUGGCCUGCGAGGUGCCAUUUCAUUCGCCUUGGCUUUCACCCUGCCUGAUACCAUGGAACGCAAGCACCUCUUCAUCACCGCCACCAUCGUUAUCAUCCUCUUCACAGUCUUCCUACAGGGCAUCAGUAUCCGUCCUCUGAUUGAGUUCAUCAAUGUCCGCAGAACCAACCGCAACCUCGACACCAUCAACGUGGAGAUCCACUGCAGGCUCAUGGAACACACCAUUGCAGGCAUAGAGGAUCUCUGUGGACAGUGGAGCCACUUCUACUGGAAGGACAAGUUCAUGAAGUUCAACAAUCUAGUUCUGCGUAGGAUCCUGAUCAGAGACAGCAGGGCCGAGUCCAGUAUCGUGGCGCUCUAUAAGAAGCUGGAGCUGCAGAACGCCAUGGAGAUCCUGGACACGGUGUCUGGGGACAUCAGUGCCGCUCCUUCCAUCGUGUCUCUCCAUGAGGAAAAGAAAAGCUCCGGUAAAGAGAAGAAGAAGUUCUUGGCUGCCGACUUGAAGAACAUGCACGACCUCCUGUCCAAGAACAUGUACAAGAUCAGGCAACGGACUGUCGCAUACACAACUAAGCACGCCCUGCCCAACGACAGCCAAACUAGGGAGAUCCUGAUCAGACGCCACGCCAGCGUCCGUCGCAGCCUUCGAUCUGGCAGCUUCCAGUCGAUGCCGUCCAAAUCACAGAAGUACUUCUCCCUUCCUGCUGGACAGAGUCUGGAGUCAACAUUUCGUCCUCCAAGGCACAGCUACACGAAUGAUCCGGAAACCAUGUCAGAGGUCGCCUACCCGGCUCGACGCAUGCGGUACGGCCAGCCGACCCGCUCCUCCUCCAAGGCCAUGAUGCCGCUGCGCAGACUGGACACCCUGAGGGAAGUUCCUUCGGUUGACAUCCUGAAUGAAAGCAGGAGCGGGAGCAGCAGGAGCGGGAGCGGCAGGUCGAGGCGCGGCAUGUCCAGGACAAACUCGUACCACAGCGAUUCUCAUGUGCCCGCUUCCCGUCAUCCCUCAGUUCAUAAUAACAACGGCUCCAGGGACAACUUGAGGAGUGACCACCAUGGGGCAGGAGAGGAGGAGGAGGAGCAGGAGGAGACGCCACGGCAGCCUUUGUCUCCACCUCCAGCCUGGGCAGCUGAACCCAGAGACGGCACAACUCAAAACCCUCUGCUCAGGCGGCCUCAGUGGAACCCGAAGAAGAACUAAAAACUAAAAACGCUUCGAGCUGAGGCUGGACUAAUGCCGAGGUUUUCAAGGAACUGUAGAGGUGCAUCCUCGCUCUGGAGGUCCGUUGAUUUUCUUGUUAGACGUGAAGGCCCCUACGAACUGAGCCAAAAUGGACAGAGAUACCUCAAAGACAGAGGUAUCAGGCACAUAUGAAGCACACUGCUGAUUUCAUUUAGAUACUUUUUACCUUCCCGUAGAAUUUUUAAUAAUGUAUUUUUUUGUUCCUUACAUGUAAAUAUGACGUUACUAUAUUUUAUUGCCUGUCAUGGGUGACUUUUGUGUAUACUGUAGGCUAUUUUAAUUUCCGUUGCUAUGCAGCAAAAAGUACUGUAAACACUGUUUUUUUUUUUAUGUCUGUGACACUAAUAGACUCACUGGCCCAGUUUGCUAUUGUUUUCCUAUUCUGUAAUAAAAUUUUUCUAAGUUGUUGAAA
Mugil cephalus (flathead mullet) is the source of this 3220-nucleotide messenger RNA. It is a transcript of the gene slc9a2, whose product is annotated as solute carrier family 9 member 2. The coding region runs from base 286 to 2766 and encodes 826 amino acids. The record is from RefSeq and is a predicted model, not a curated record. The transcript has 13 exons. Gene Ontology annotation, biological process: proton transmembrane transport; sodium ion transport; regulation of pH. Lineage: Eukaryota; Metazoa; Chordata; Actinopteri; Mugiliformes; Mugilidae. Gene Ontology annotation, cellular component: membrane. Gene Ontology annotation, molecular function: sodium:proton antiporter activity.